AUGUCAGCUACAUGUUAUUCUCCAUAUUACAACAAUAGAUUUACCAACAAUCAUUGUUCUAAAUAUCAACAAUCCAAUUAUUUACAAUCGCUUUUAAAUGAAUUGUUAUCAACUCAAGCAAAAGAGAAUGUCCAAGCCACUCAGUCAGCUUCAGCACCAGUCCAAUCUCAGUCGACAUCUCCAAAGGAAUGGACACCAAAGGCAGAUUACCAAUUGGAAGAGGAUCUUGUCACACUUCAACUAGAGUUACCAGGUGUAAAGAAAGAGCAUAUCACUAUUGAUAUAAAGGAGUCUACUCUUACGAUCACUGGUGAAAAGAAAGAUACCAUUGCGAACGAUGAAAAAGUUGAAACUUCAUCAUCUUCCCCAUCAUCGUUGGUUGGAGAAGACUCCCCAAGAUUAGAAGAAGACAAUGAAGAAGUGUUCAACGAAAAGUCAGAUUCUCCCACCAAUAAUCCAGAUACAUUAAAGAAGAAAAGAGUAAUUAAUCACACAGAGAUUGUUUAUGGUAAAUUUAAAAGAGUAUUCCAACUUCCAAAGGAUAUCGAUUUGCAAUCUGCCACUGCCAAACUCCAAGAUGGUAUUUUGAGAUUUACAAUCAAAAGAAUUCUACCAGAGCCACCAAAGUCAAUUAAAAUUCAAAUCAAUUAA
Heterostelium album PN500 is the source of this 651-nucleotide messenger RNA. RefSeq names its product Hsp20/alpha crystallin family protein (gene hspG6). The transcript has a single exon. Gene Ontology annotation, biological process: response to salt stress; response to heat; protein complex oligomerization. The record is from RefSeq and is a predicted model, not a curated record. NCBI's taxonomy places the organism in Eukaryota, Evosea, Eumycetozoa, Acytosteliales, Acytosteliaceae. Bases 1 to 651 code for a protein of 216 amino acids.